Molecule: messenger RNA, 3010 nt
Organism: Neltuma alba
Lineage: Eukaryota; Viridiplantae; Streptophyta; Magnoliopsida; Fabales; Fabaceae
Product: pentatricopeptide repeat-containing protein At5g16420, mitochondrial
Exons: 2
Coding region: 498-2111 (537 amino acids)
Molecular function (GO): protein binding
Source: RefSeq, a predicted model, not a curated record
GCUAAUGCUCUGCCAACCUCACUCCCUAUUCUGAGAAUAUUCUCAGUCAUACCCUCACUAUUUUCUCCUUUCUUUCAAAGUUGAACAUGAACUGAUUCUCUCCGAAAUUUGCGACGACCAUUUCCAAGACUUUUCUGCCUUAGCCUUCACAGAUUCCUUGUUAACCGCCUUCAUCACAUUCAGUUUUCCAAAAUUCGUCUUGACAUCCUCUUCAGUAAUCCAGUCUCGCUCCACUAAAUUACUUUCGCCGCCAACUUUAUCGCGACCUCGCUGCAGCUCCAUCACUCCGUCACACGACCGCCCCCAAACCACCUCACAAAUCCCCAGCAAAGAACCGUAACACACGCUCUCCUCUCCAAAAGACCCUACCUAUUCAACAAACACACACGGUUUCAUUCACACACCGAAACCCAAGGGACACUUGACACACCCACAGUCUUCUGUGCCAUUAUCUUCAACCUCUGAUUCUUUUGCUUGAAUGCUCAUCUUUAUUCGCCAUGAAUACCUAUUACAGAUUCUUCUCGCACCACCGCUUUUGUGUGCUACGUUCUCUUCUACCUAAUAUCACUGCAGUUGCUUCCUUCUCCACGACCGCUGGUGCCGACUACCUCGAUUCCGCUCAUCUCAAAUCCUACACCGUGACACCACCAAUCAAACCCUGGCCUCAGCGCCUCUACCCCAAGCGUCUCGUUUUAAUGAUCACUCGUCAACAAAAUCUCGACCUUGCCCUCCAAAUUUUCGACUACGCAGGCAAAUAUCAUCCUGGGUUUUCCCACAAUUAUGAUACGUAUCACGCCAUCAUUCAGAGACUCUCCCGAGCACGUGAAUUCGAUCAAGUCGAAGAACUUCUCUCUCAGUUGCAGUGUUCUGGAAUCAAAUGCGGCGAGCAAUUGUUCAUAAAUGUGAUUCGGAGUUAUGGGCUUGCGGGUAAACCUAAACUGGCCGUUAGAACCUUCUUGCGGAUAGAAUCAUUCGCGGUUAAUCGAUCGGUGAGGUCGCUGAACACUUUGCUUAAUGCUUUGAUUCAGAAUAAACGAUACGAUUGGGUUCACUUGAUGUUUAGAAACUGUAAAACUAAGUUUGGUGUUAUACCUAAUGUCUUUACCUGUAACAUUUUGAUUAAAGCUCUUUGCAAGAAAAAUGACGUUGAGGGUGCGCUCAAGGUUUUGGAUGAGAUGCCUGUAAUGGGUAUGGUUCCAAAUGUGGUGACCUAUACUACAAUUUUAGGUGGGUAUGUUUCUAGAGGUGAUAUGAAUGCUGCCAAGAGGGUUUUUGGUGAAAUUUUUGAUCGAGGAUGGUUACCUGAUGCUACUACUUAUACAGCUUUGAUGGAUGGGUUUUGUAAGCAAGGGCGUUUGAUUGAUGCAAUUAAGGUAAUGGAUGAUAUGGAAGAGAAUGGGGUUGAACCAAAUGAUAUCACUUAUGGGGUUAUGAUUGAGGCUUAUUGUAAGGACAACAGAUCCGGGGAAGCCUUUAACUUGCUUGAUGAUAUGCUUGACAAGAAAUAUAUACCAAGUUCAUCACUGUGUUGCAAGGUCAUAGAUUUGUUGUGCCAGGAAGGAAAUGUUGAACAGGCUGUCGAGCUGUGGAGGAGGCUUUUGAAGAAGAACUGUACUCCUGACAAUGCUGUAUCUAGUACCCUUAUACACUGGCUUUGUAAGAAGGGAAAUAUAUGGGAAGCAAAGAAAAUGUUUGAUGAAUUUGAGAGAGGUUCUAUUCCUAGUCUCUUGACAUAUAACACACUUAUUGCUGGAAUGUGUGAGACAGGGGAACUCUGUGAGGCAGCUAGGUUAUGGGAUGACAUGGUGGAAAGGGGUUGUGUUCCUAAUGCUUUUACUUAUAACAUGUUGAUUAAAGGAUUUUGUAAAGUUGGUAAUGCAAAGGAGGGUAUCAAAGUUCUGGAGGAGAUGUUGGAAAAAGGCUGUUCACCUAAUGAAACUACUUACUCAAUGUUGGUUGAGGGGCUUUCUGUUUCAGGAAUGAAGGACGAAAUAAAAAAGGUAGUUGCAAUGGCAACAUCAAAUGGAAUUGAUAGUGAGACCCGGGAUCUCUUCUUAAGUAAGGUCAAUGAAGUUGGACAUGAUAAAAAUUUAUCUUCAAAUGUCUCAUAAACUGCAGAGUAAAAUGUAUCAUUUGAAAAGAAGCAGACUGCUUGAACUUGUAAAUUGUAAUCGGUGGAAGGUGACUUGUAACAGUCAAGGUAUUUUGUAUAAUGUGGUGGCAUUUUGUGACCCUAAACAUUUGUGGCAAAAUAGAGCCUGGCUUGAACUUGAAAGCAUUAAGAAGUUGCAGAAAACAAAAUAUUACAGGGUUUCGCCUUUAAGCGGUCUAAUUAUAGCAGCGCACUAUUUAGCAAGGUGUCUCACAACUCAAUGUGCAAAGUUGAAGCUCUGAUUUGUACUAUAUUCUAUCUACCUGGAGCGUUUAUAUGCCAAUUCAAGUAUCUUGUCCUACCACUUAAGUCAGGUUGAUUAUGCAAAUAUGCAAUGCGACUAAAUAACUAAUCUGGCUUGGCUACUAUUGUCUCUGCUGCUAAAACAGAAAUUGAGAAACAAUAUUUGCAGGUGGCUCUUGUUCUUUGCUGAUGGCAAUGUAUGAAUUCUGUGAACAAAGAGAUGUGGUGAACUUCUAGCAUUGCUUAACUUGUUGCUACACAUGGAUGGCAUAGACAGUAGCUCAAUCAAUUGUUCAAGAAUUGUUGAAGUAAGGGUGCUUUUGGCAAUUUUAAUGGUCCGUAAGGUGGAGGUAAGAUGAAGCUGUAAUAAAUAAUGCAGUCAUGGUUGUAAAGAGAAAACAUAAUGCUCAAACUAAUGAUGGCUUUCUCUGAUUUUGGAAUCUUUCAAACCCUUUGAACUCAGGGAUUCGGUUUAAUUGAAAUUUAUUUUCUCAACUCAUUCCAUGGAAAUUCAGUGAGCUCGUUUAGGAAUGAGCAGUUCUGGUCUAUUUGUUGUUCUCCGGCCUUUUAUGCAAUGUAAGACUUCAUGAUAAAUAUUCUGCAUUUGUGCUUCUA